AUGAUGAACUACUCAACCGUGCCUCUGAAGGAUGACGGGCCCGAGGUGUCGUAUGGCUCGAUUGAAGGCAAACCAAUUCAGAAAUCCAACCGUGUCGCGAAAUGGUACGCCAACAUGGCCAUGAUCAACUUUGUCGAGUUCGCAGCAGAGGCUUCUCGUGGGGUGGUUCUGGCCACACUCUUCUUGUAUGCCAAGUCGCUCGGUGGCAGCUUGAGUCACAUGGGGCUGCUCACGUCGCUCUUUUCAGUCGGACGCCUCAUUUCGUCGAUGUUGUUCGGGUGGAUGUGCGAUCACUACUCCUUCCGCUUCGUCUACCUCGUGUCCUCUACCAUUUGCCUGUUGGGCAAUAUUGUGUACUUGUUGGCGGAGGGCAGUGUGACCGGAAGUCUCCUUGUGCUUUCCGCAAGUCGCUUCAUUGUGGGGUUUGGAGCUGGAAACCGCAGUGUUUGCCGCGCAGAUGUGGCCGCCAUGACUACUAUCAGUCAGCGAUUGCCUUACAUUACUAUUCUGUCCACAGUCGAGUUCCUGGCCUACGCUCUCACUCCAGGACUUGGAAGUCUAGUGGCCAAUACCGACACGUACGUGCUCGGUAUCCACAUGAACCAGUUCACUGCACCCGGUGCCAUUCUCGUUGUACUCAACAUCAUGUCCAUCAUUGGCAUGCUCUUCGCGUACGAUGCGUCAGUGAAAUCUGUUGAUGGUCCUGAAGAGUCUGGCCCGAGAACGCAAGCCAGCCACGCACAAACCGAAAACUAUAGCCUGCCCGACCGCAUCAUUUACAUUGGUGCUGCUAUAUACAUCUUCCUGAACUUUAAUGCGAGAGGAAUGCUUUCAGUCUUCGAAACGGUGAACAUCCCGCUCUUCCUGCAGGUGACCGGCAAGGAUCCGAGCACGGUAGACGCCGUCGUGGAGGCCUCCAACUUCCAGUUUUACUUGGGCUUGCUUGGACUGGUGACGUACUUUUCGAUUGAGUACUUCCGCAAUAGCAUCUCCGACGCGAGUUGGGUACAGCUGGGCUUUGUUUCCCUGCUUGCUGGUAACGCGGUGCUGGUUGUGGUGCCUGCUACAGGUUUGUCGCUUGGGCUGCUUGCAGUAGCAGAGAUGUUAGUGUGGAGUGUGGGCUGCCCAAUUACGACGGCAGUAGGUGUAGCGGCCUUCUCAAAGCUUCUUGGAGGGCGACCGCAAGGCACACUCAUGGGGUUAUUCGGCUCGGCUGCGUCGGUCUCGCGCAUUAUACUGCCCCUCGUCCCCGCUGCCUUAUCGGCACUAACUCCUGUGUUUUGGAUCAACAUCUCGCUGUGCGUUCUUAGCAUAGUGAUGCUGUGGUGGUUCAAUCGCCUCGAGAAUGAGACUAGGAUGGACUUGCUCCGUGACACCGAAAAAGCGUACCCCCCGAGCGUCGUCGUCGCGAAAGACCGGGUCUGA
Phytophthora nicotianae INRA-310 is the source of this 1425-nucleotide messenger RNA. RefSeq lists its product as hypothetical. The transcript has a single exon. NCBI's taxonomy places the organism in Eukaryota, Oomycota, Peronosporomycetes, Peronosporales, Peronosporaceae. Gene Ontology annotation, biological process: transmembrane transport. Gene Ontology annotation, molecular function: transmembrane transporter activity. The record is from RefSeq and is a predicted model, not a curated record. Bases 1 to 1425 code for a protein of 474 amino acids.